Lactuca virosa is the source of this 1170-nucleotide messenger RNA. Lineage: Eukaryota; Viridiplantae; Streptophyta; Magnoliopsida; Asterales; Asteraceae. The record is from the annotation of a GenBank genome assembly.
AUGGAGUCAACACUCCGUAUGCUCCUCCUCUUCCUCACUCUCUUCCACCACCUACAACCACACUCAUCGGCGUCUACACUCCCCAAAGAAGCUCUCCCCACAAGAUCCGGCUACCUUUUGGUCAAUUCCACCACCGGGUCCGCCAUUUUCUAUGCCUUCUAUGAAGCCCAGAAUCCCAGCGACACUUCUCUUUCUGAAACCCCACUUGUCAUUUGGCUUCAAGGAGGACCUGGUUGCUCGUCCAUGACCGGAAACUUCUUCGAACUCGGUCCAUGGCGAGUGACAGCUUCAAUGAAGCAAAACGUCGAACACCUUUCCCUCGAACCUAAUCCAGGCUCUUGGAACAGAAUAUUCGGUCUCCUUUUCCUUGAUAAUCCAAUCGGAACCGGGUUUAGUAUCGCUUCGACGCCUGAAGAAAUCCCAAGAGACCAAAACGCUGUAGCAAGACAUCUAUUCAUCGCCAUCAGAAAGUUUCUCGCUUUAGACCCAUCGUUUAAAUCUCGUCCAAUCUACAUUACAGGUGAGAGUUACGCUGGAAAAUAUGUCCCAUCAAUUGGGUACUACAUUCUCAAAAAGAAUCCCCUUUUACCCGUUUCUAAACGGAUCAAUUUGUACGGAUUGGCCAUCGGAAAUGGAUUGACUCAUCCGGAAACCCAAGUCAACACUUACGCUUCGCAUACUUACUAUCUUGGUUUAAUCAAUGAAAAACAAAAAACCAAAAUGGAGAAGCUUCAGUUCGAGGUUAUCAAGCUAAUAAAAGCUGGAGGCAUAGUCCUUACGAUUCCAAGUGAUGUGGUUGGGGCAGCAUUGCAUGCAGAUGUGAUGAAGAGUGUGAAGUACAUGGUGGAGUUUGUUGUUAAGAACACUAAGUUACUGUUGUAUCAAGGGCAGUGUGAUUUGAGAGAUGGAGUUGUGUCUGUUGAAUCUUGGGUGAAGAAGAUGAAGUGGGAAGGGAUUGGGAAGUUUUUGGAUGCAGAAAAAGAUGUAUGGAGAGUGAAUGGUGUUCUUGCAGGGUAUGUGCAGAAAUGGGAUAAUUUGAGCCAUGUGGUGGUGUUAGGUGCUGGGCAUUUUGUGCCAACCGAUCAAAAUGUGAAUUCUCAAGCCAUGAUUGAGGAUUGGGUUCUUGAUAAAGGUUCGUUUGCUAUCAAGAAUGCUACGAGUGAUCGUUAA